AAGAAGGUCCCGAGCACGGAAAAGCACCACUUUGAAAAGUCGUAGACGUGUUCCGGUCAAAGUAAAAUUCCGGAAAUUUUCUGGAAAUGAAAGACGAAUAAUUCCUGGAUAAAACGCAGUUUUUAAAUAAAUUUUCGGUUUGGUCGUUGGUGCGUAAUCCGAGGCCGAAAUGUUGUCGUGUUGAGGUCGCCAUUUUGGUUGCGCUACAGGAUUGUGCGAAUGCUGUGAGCGGAAUUUUUCUCGUUUUUUCACAUUUUCCGAAAGACUUUUUGAAUUUUUUUUUCGGGCAACGGCACCGCAAGACACUGGAGAUGACCCAGACACCAAACACUACCAACUGGGUGAUCCAGGGAUCGAAUGGACAACCACAAAUAAUGAAAAUAGUCCAGUCGUCUGGAAAAUCUAUGGCCAGCCUGAUGACUUCUACAGUGGGAGGAACGCCUGUGAAGUUUUUUAAAACAGCUUCAGUAGCUGGGGAUUCCUCGCAGAUUUACACUACCUCAUUACCCCAAUCUCAACAACUGAUUAGAGGUUUCACUACAAACUCACCCGUAACAACAAAGCAAGUGCCCAUCAAUAUCGGCUCGCCAGUCAACAACAUCCCAAAAGGUACAAAAACCAUAAGAUUAACGCAGGCUCAAAUGCAAAGCCUCAAGUUAACCCCGCAAGGCCAACAAAGAAUGUUCUCCAUCCAGCAUAGUCCUAUUUCGCAGGCUGUGCCGGUGAUUCAGCAAUCGCCACCCGCUCAGCAUUAUCAGCACACAAAAAACAUUUCGCCUCCGAUUUUGUCCAGGAAACGUGCAGAUUCUGUGGAACAUGUAGAAUUUGCUCCUGAAAAUAAACGUUUAAGGAAAUCUGAAAAGCUCAGUCGUGGUCUGAGGCACUUUUCCAUGAAAGUGUGCGAAAAAGUUAAAGAAAAAGUUACCACGACUUACAACGAAGUGGCUGACGAUUUGGUGAGAGAGUUUACUGCGCAACAGCAUUCCAUUAACAGUCCUCUAGCUGAUCAGUAUGACCAAAAGAACAUCAGGAGAAGAGUAUAUGAUGCUUUGAAUGUCCUCAUGGCUAUGAAUAUAAUCUCCAAAGAGAAAAAAGAAAUCAGGUGGAUCGGGUUGCCCACGAAUUCCUUGCAAGAGUGCCAACAAUUGGAAAUGGAAGUGCACAAGAAAACGAAAAUUAUCAGGGAAAAGGAGAAACAAUUCUAUGAGCUGAUAACCAGUCAAAUCGCUUUCAAAAGCUUGGUUCAAAGGAAUAAAGAAAUGGAAGCUUUGCACGGUGUUCCAGGAACAAACUCUUACAUAAAAUUACCAUUUAUUAUUCUCAAUACAGAUAGAAAGACUGAAAUUAAUUGUAGCAUCUCCAAUGACCAGAUGGAGUAUAUUUUUCAAUUUAAUGAUAAGUUUGGAGUUAGCGAUGAUUUGGAUUUAUUGAAGCAGAUAGGAAUGCUACAUGGUCUAAACACCGGUAACUGUUCUCAACAAGAUUUAGAAAGAAUCAAAUCUCUAUUGCCAGAAUCUUUGUGGCCCUACGUAGAGAAAUUAGCCAUGGGUUCCAAGAACCCGCUUGAAGAUUUACUAGAUUCGGGCAGCGCCAGCACUUCUUCAAUGCCCCAAAUGUCCGAUUUUGUCGAAACAACAUUGGAAGAAGAAAAUUCCCGUCAAUCUAGCAGCAACGAUCCAAUGUCGCCAGCAGUGGAAUUUUCUGACGAAGAGGUCGAUUCUGAAUUGUCCAGUGACGAUUUGAAUUAGUGGAUCAAGACUCAAAAUACUUUUGUAAAUAGAUUGUAGUAGUUUAAUAAUAAUCAUUGAAAUUUUAUUGGGUUUUAGUCACACUAUUUCCCUAAUUCCUUGCACAGACAAAUGUUGAAAAAGUGAUAAUGAAACGCUUAUAAUCUUUGUCGAAUUUUUUUGAACCUUGACCAAUUUUCUCGGACUGUUUUUCUUGUCACUUUUUGCCCCCCCAACAAUAAUUGAUUUUGAAUUGAAUAAAUUGUUUUUAUUGUAUAAAUUUUUGCUUGCAGAAUUAUUUUUUGUACAUUUCAGAGCUAAUUGUUAGGUUUUUUUUCAGAGAUUUUAGAUUAAAAAUUAUGUUUUUUUUUAUGGAAAGUGCCACAGUAAUAAUAGUUGUAUUAAAAAUACGAAACAUGCCAUAUACCAAAGUCAUUUUAAGAACAAAAGAUUUGCCAAUAUUUCCACAAAAAGUUAUUAUUAUUAUUGCACUUUCUAUUAUUAUUAUUAUUAUUAUUAAUUAAUUGUUAAAAUUUUUUGGUUAGGUUUUAUGGUUAAUGUGUUUUUCUAUUAAGCACAAUCAUUGUCCAUAUACUUAAGUAAGUGUAAGUACCAAGAUUAUUUGCUGUACAAAUUGUUUAAUUGAUUAUCAAUAAUUUUUAACCUCUUGUUGGUGUAAAACAAAUAAUAAUUAUGAGGUUAUUUAAUAUUUGCCAUUUUUAUUUAAUAUUCUAUAUUAAACACAAACACCUUUACAUAAAUGUAAACUGUAGAUAGUAAGAGGGAAUAACAAAUUGAAAAAAAAAAAACAAACACUUUCGAUCUGUGAUUGUGACAAAAGAAAAAUUAAUUUUUGGUAUCUACAAACAGUAUUUACAUUUUAUCAAAGUAGAAAUUACAGGAUGUUAAUUGAUAAGCCGAUUUUCAAUAAUAAACAAAUGGAAUUUAUGAAGUAGUGAUUUUCUUUGUUUAGUUAAGGUCGUCAUCGUCGUAGAGAUCAUCAAAAUCUAAAAGCAAAAUAAUUGUUAAGCUUUCUCAUUAGCAGUCAAGUCAAUUAAUAAAGCACCUCCG
Messenger RNA from Ceutorhynchus assimilis (cabbage seed weevil), 2798 nucleotides. NCBI's taxonomy places the organism in Eukaryota, Metazoa, Arthropoda, Insecta, Coleoptera, Curculionidae. The record is from the annotation of a GenBank genome assembly.